CCUGGUGAGGCCUGCGCGUCACUUCCGCCCUUACGCAGUAUAUAAGGAGCAGGAUUUCCGCUUUCGCUCUUUUCCGGCGGUGAAGAUCUCCCCGCGCCAACAUGCCUCUCGCGAAAGACCUCCUGCACCCCUCUCCCGAGGAGGAGAAGCGGAAACAUAAGAAAAAGCGCCUGGUGCAGAGUCCGAACUCGUAUUUCAUGGACGUAAAGUGCCCGGGGUGCUAUAAAAUCACCACUGUCUUCAGCCACGCACAAACAGUGGUUCUCUGUGUGGGAUGCUCCACUGUGCUCUGUCAGCCUACUGGAGGAAAGGCAAGACUCACAGAAGGAUGCUCCUUCAGACGGAAGCAGCACUAAUUACUGAAUCAAGAUGAUUGAGAAACUGUAAAGAAUAAAACAAAUUUGAUACAGUU
Messenger RNA from Vombatus ursinus (common wombat), 412 nucleotides. RefSeq names its product 40S ribosomal protein S27. Gene Ontology annotation, biological process: translation; ribosomal small subunit assembly. Lineage: Eukaryota; Metazoa; Chordata; Mammalia; Diprotodontia; Vombatidae. Bases 102 to 356 code for a protein of 84 amino acids. The transcript is spliced from 4 exons. Gene Ontology annotation, molecular function: structural constituent of ribosome; RNA binding. The record is from RefSeq and is a predicted model, not a curated record. Gene Ontology annotation, cellular component: cytosolic small ribosomal subunit; ribosome.